GUGUUUUAUUGACACUAGUAUUUUCUUCCUGCCUUGUUUUGUAGACUGGUCAAAAGAAUGGAUUUUUCAGAGGCUUACUCUGACACAUGCUCUACGGUUGGACUUGCUGCCAGGGAAGGCAAUGUUCAAGUCUUAAGAAAACUGCUCAAAAAGGGACGGAGCGUUGAUGUUGCUGAUAAUAGGGGAUGGAUGCCAAUUCAUGAAGCAGCUUAUCACAACUCUAUAGAAUGUUUACGGAUGUUAAUUAACGCAGAUUCAUCCGAAGACUACAUUAGGAGAAAGACUUUUGAGGGCUUCUCUGCAUUACAUUUUGCUGCACGUCGAGGACAUUGGAAGAUCGUACAGAUUCUUUUAGAAGCUGGGGCAGAUCCUAAUGCAACUACGUUAGAGGAAACCACGCCACUGUUUUUAGCUGUUGAAAAUGGACGGAUGGAUGUGUUAAGGCUGUUGCUUCGAUAUGGAGCAAAUGUUAAUGGAUCCCAUUCUAUGUGUGGAUGGAAUGCCCUGCACCAGGCUACUUUUCAGGAAAAUACUGAGAUCAUAAAAUUGCUUCUUAAAAGAGGAGCAAGUAAGGAAUGCCAGGAUGACUUUGGAAUCACACCUUUAUUUGUGGCCGCUCAGUAUGGCAAGCUAGGAAGUUUGAGCAUACUUAUUUCAUCAGGUGCAAAUGUCAAUUGUCAAGCCUUGGAUAAAGCUACUCCCUUAUUCAUUGCUGCUCAAGAGGGCCACACAGAAUGUGUGGAGCUUUUGCUGUCCAGUGGGGCAGAUCCUAAUCUCUACUGUAACGAAGACAGUUGGCAGUUACCUAUUCAUGCAGCUGCACAAAUGGGCCAUACAGAAAUCUUGGACUUGCUCAUACCACUUACUAACCGGGUCUGUGACACUGGUCCAGACAAAGUGAGCCCUGUUUACUCGGCAGUGUUUGGAGGGCAUGAAGACUGCCUAGAAAUGCUACUCCAGCAUGGCUAUAGCCCUGAUGCCCAGAUGUGCCUCGUCUUUGGAUUUAGUUCUCCACUCUGUAUGGCUUUCCAAAAGGACUGUGAAUUUUUUGGAAUUGUGAAUAUUCUUUUGAAAUAUGGAGUCCAGCUAAAUGAACUUCAUUUGGCAUACUGCCUGAAGUAUGAGAAAUUUUCAGUAUUUCGUUACUUUUUGAAGAAAGGUUGCCCAUUGGCACCAUGGAACCAUAUGUCUGAAUUUAUAAAUCAUGCAGUUAAAGCACAGACGAAAUAUAAGGAAUGGUUGCCAUCUCUCCUGCUUGCUGGAUUUGACCCACUGAAUCUUCUAUGCAGUUCUUGGACUGACUCAGUCAGCGAUGACACCCUUAUCUUUACUUUGGAGUUUACUAAUUGGAGGAGACUUCCUCCAGCUGUUGAAAAGAAGCUCUCUGCUCGUGUCUCAAACUCCUCGUGGGCUCUACAGCAACAUAUUGCAAUAGAGAACAGUUAUCCAUCCAGAACAGAUAGACUAUGGGCAAUGGACUUGGGAACAAAAAAUCAAAAGAGGAAGCAUAUGCCAAAUGGGAAAAUGAUUGCAGCUUAUCAGUAAAGAUAUGCGAGCGUUUACUCGGAAGACUUUAACAUGCAGCAAGUUUGUCCAGAUGAAGGUAAAAAUUGUGUAUGGGUACAUUACCCUGCAAUAGACUGGCUCCACCAAGGGCUUCUUAUUUAGGCACUAGGUAGAGCUUGUGUAAGGUAAUAGUCAUCAUCUUAGAUCAUUUGAAUGUUGGCAGGAGGGCAGGCCAGAGAUGCAUGGUUGUGGGAGGUAUAGAUAGUGGGUAUGUGUGAUGUGUGUGCAGUUCUGUGCUAUUGUAAAGUUGGCAUUAAUAAGCAUGAUGCAUUAAGAAUUGGGUUUAUUUUGAUCAUUGUUUUGAUUUUAAUAAAACUUCCUAUAACAAGUAUCCUAUUUGGGAUUGUUCUUCUGUCAGUACAUACAACCAAAUGAACAAAAUUGGAGAAUUCCAUAUAAGAAUGAAAAGUUAAAGGUUGCCUGUCUGCUAGUAGAUCUAUAGAUAAAUUUGAUUUAACAUAAUUGAAAAUGAUUUGGUCAGAAAAGUAACUUAAAAGUACAGCAUGAUUUCAGACAUAAUUUUCUAACUAUGAUUAGUAUCACACUCCAAGAAGAAAGAGAUUUAUUUAAUAAAUUGAAAUCUGGUUUUAACAGGUUUUCACGAAAGUGUGUUUUACCUACAGCGUCUGGGCUUUUUCAUACUCUAAAUGCAGGGCAUGGCUCCAUCGUCUCAGCCUCGUGGCAACACAUCUGGGGAUGCUCUGCAUCACUGAAACUUUCACAGGAAUUUUGUGUGAUUUGAAAUACCACAUAGAUGAUUAUAAAAUUCCCUUAUUCACUGGCAUAAUAAACUAAGAUGGCAGUGAUGGGCAUAUUAUUAUCUGUGUUAAUAAUCUACAGAUGAAAGGCUGCUUCAGUUCAAAUGAAUAUGGUUUAGACCUCCAAUUGUUCAUCAGGCCAGUGAUCUAUUGUGCUCAUGGAGGGGCGGGGAGAUCAAAAUGGUGCAAUUAAAGUUAGGGCCAAAAUCUGAAAUAACUAUGCUAUUUCCUUUUUAAAAAAAUUAUUAUUAUUAUUAUUAUUAUUAUUAUUAAGUGGAAAGAUCUCUUAAAAGUUUCAGUGGCUUAAAAGAUGUUAGAGAAUUAUUUUAGGUUUGAUCACAGUUUAAAGAACCUUAGACUUAAAGUCAAAUUACUUGAUUCUGGUAUCAGAUAUGUUGAUUGACAGUGUCAACAUGGGCGGGUCACUUAAGCUUUCCAUAACAAAUGUGUACUGGUCCAAUUUGGCUUGAUUGCAAAUGAUUAAGCUUCCACACAUAUAUUAGCAUAAACAAACAAAUAGUUUAUUUAGCUUUAAAGGGAGGGUUACCUUGAUGCAGUCAGGUGACCUGGAAAGGCUUAUCAGCACUGCAGAAAGCUGUGGGGCAGCAGAGGAGCUCCCCUCAGUCAGCCCACGGAGUUUGUAAGCGAGCAUAGUCUGUCAAAAUGGAGAAGCUGGAGAAGCACUAAGGAUCCCUUAUCCCUGAGUGAGCAGCUCUCUGGGCCACACAGCCACCCUUUAUCUUUAUUCUGGCUGUGUACAAGGGAUCUACAUUAAUAAGAACAUGCAGAAUGAAGAGAUGGAUGUCAAUUUAACAGCCAACCUCACUUUUACCCAUGCACUUGUCGGUUCCUCUGUCAGUCUCAUCAAUCUGUGCCCAUGGCAUGCUUAGUGUUUGCAGCCAACAUACUUCUUUCCCCACCAGGGACAUUUAUGACAUUUGUGAUUUAGGACCAAUUAUUGUUCUUGAUCUCAUUGGGUAAAGAGACUUACUUUUUUGUCAGGGGUGGGGAAUGUCCGGCCUGCGGGCCAUAUAAGGCCUGUGAAAUCAUUUGGUCUGGCCCUGCCAAAGCAUUAGGGUGAGUUAAUUGAAUGUUUGACCAAAUAUAGCAGGCUAAUUUUCAAGUGGAUAAUUUUGUAUGUCCCUUGAAUGAUGUUAUAAAUAUCCAAGUGGCCCUAGGACCUAGGCAGAGAAAAGGUUCCCCACCCUAGUAAUAGGUAAUAAUUGAACAUAGUUAACCUACUUGAAAUUGAACCUGCUUACUCCUUUGGAAAACUAGGUGGGGGUGGUAGUUGCAAUUUGGGUAUGCUCCUCAUAUGUACUCUUGCUAAUUCCUCCAGUGCUCCCUUCACCAGUGUUUUCCCAUUUUAGGAGUGAGAGUGAUGAUUCUUCCUUUAAGUUUACAGAACAGGGUAAAGUUUAAAUGAGAUAAAGACACGAAAACACUGGAAAUAAAUAUGUUAUAUAUUAUAGAUUACCAGUAUGUAGUCUGAUUUAUAAUGGGGAGUCUAUGACUCAUGGUUUAAGAAAAUACUCAUCUUUUUUUUAGCUUAGGUUUAUGUACAAAAUCAGAUAAUCGUUUUACAUUUCUUAUUUGGCGAUUUGAAACACUGUGGUUCAAGGAGUUUCCCAGACUUUAGUAAAUUAAACUAAACUCAAACCAAUAAGCUUCAAGUAAAUUGUAAGAUGAUGGAUUAACUUUAGUGGUUUAGAAGAUACUGAAGAUGUUAGAGAAUUAGUAUGUUCUAGGCCCUAUGAGGAUUUACAGUUUAAGGAACCCUCGACUUGGAGUCAGACCAGCUGGUCUGGUAUCAGCUGGACUCUUGAUACUAUUUGUCCUUGUUGCUGUGAUCCUGGUCUGCUAAUCAUUGCUACAGUUCAUGGGGAUUUAUACAAGAUUUCUUGGAUUAAUAAAAGGCGCUACAUAUUUUUUCACAUAAAACCACUAGCUAUUUUUAGUAUUCUCCAUGUCUGUGGACAUUUUCUGUAGUGAACACUUUUCAUCAUGGAAAAUGAAACUAUUGUAUAAUUCUUAAUUAAGUGCAUGUGGACUAUCCUUUAAUUGGUAAUUAGCCUUUGUGCAGUGGUUUUAGUAUGUGUGCAUUCACACUCGUGCUUUGGGGUCAGACGCACUUGAAUUUGAAUCCUAGGUCUACCACAUGCUAGAUGUAUGACCUUUGGAAAAUUACUUAAACCUCUGUCUUCUUAUUUCUGUAGCAUAGGGUAAUGAAGAUUAAAAGAGAAUGUGUGUGAAGUGUAUGGGCAUAUGGCAUGGUAGGCACUUUUCUCUCUGUGUCAAUUUUGAAAUUUCAUUCUAUG
Molecule: messenger RNA, 4642 nt
Organism: Myotis myotis
Lineage: Eukaryota; Metazoa; Chordata; Mammalia; Chiroptera; Vespertilionidae
Gene: ASB3
Product: ankyrin repeat and SOCS box containing 3
Exons: 9
Coding region: 58-1545 (495 amino acids)
Biological process (GO): intracellular signal transduction
Cellular component (GO): cytoplasm; nucleus
Molecular function (GO): protein binding
Source: RefSeq, a predicted model, not a curated record